AUGGGCCGUCAACGGUCACGCCAGUCGCCCGCCGCGGACCACACCCAGUUCUUCGGCUCCCAGGUCGGUGGCAAGUCUGUCAUCAACUACAGCUAUACCGACAUGCCCUUGAGACUCCUUCUGUGGGAUGUGACAUAUUUCUUCACCUUCGCCUGGGCUUUGCCGUGGGUUGUUUGGCCCGUCAGGCCAUGCGACGGCGGCCACUUUGACGAACUAUCAUUCACACCCGAGAACUUGUGGUGUGUGCUGAUCCACCUGGUCCUUGCGGUGUUCCAGUUGGCUUUCAUAGUCCUGCUUCCGGUGGCCUUCAUAUUGCCCGUUUGGCUGUUCAUCGCCGGCUUGAUCGUCUUUUUUUCAGUCAACUCGCUGCUGUGUCGGUGCUUGAACGGAAGUACCAUUACGUAUACUUCGGAUCCCAAAUAUGCACCGGCAUUGGAUGAGCACCAGCACGAGCAAUGGAUAUUCUUGAACGGCGUUGCUGUUGGCGAAGCGUGGUUGAAAAAUAACAUCAACCGCUUGGCUCUGACCUUCAAGCGACCUGUCAUUGGCGUCCAUAACCGGACGACCGGCAUCAUUUUUGACGUGGUCGAGUGCCUCAUACAGCGCAAUUUUGGAUAUGCCACGAGCGAUAUCCGCCAGGCGUACAAGAUCAUCAAGGGAAAGCUGUACAAUCCACAGUAUAGCAAAGUGGUCUUUAUCUUGCAUUCACAGGGAGGAAUAGAGGGCGGUAUGGUCCUGGACUGGCUUCUGCAAGAACUUCCACAAGACUUGCUCGCCAAGCUCGAAGUCUACACUUUCGGCAGCGCGGCCAACCACUUCAAUAACCCGCAUCGCCAUGCUGGAUCACAGGAAGCUGAAGAACAGCACCCCGACACGCGAAUCAAAAUACCUGCGACCAUAACCAGCGUACCAAUCACUGACUCUCCAGUCGAAAUGAAGACUCCGAUGCUGAAACGACAGCCGUCAAACGGGAAUAGCUCGUCGUUCAAGACGAACGGGGAACCCCAAACGCUGACAUCAAUGUCCAGCGGUCAAGUGACAUCGCCCGAGACGGCAUUCACAGUCCCGGCCUCGGAUCGGGCCAUUGGCCACGUCGAGCACUACGCUCACACGACCGAUUUCGUCGCACUCUGGGGUGUGCUACACUUCGUGAGCAAUGAGCGAGCUUCACCCGAGAUGCCCCGGUUCAUCGGCCGUGUCUUCAGUCGCACAUCACCCCGCGGUGGGCACCAGCUCUGCCAGCACUACCUCGACGGAAUGUUCCCUCUCGCUCGAGAUGCUGACGGUGAGUUUGUGGGAUGUGUCGACAGCAACGACUUCAUGGAAAGUGUGGUCGAGGUCGCCGGGAAGGGCACUGAGAAGGACGUUAUCCGCGAAGGCUUCGAGAAUAGCUGGUCCAUGAUCGAGCGUGGUGGACGGCAGGGAAGUGGGGUCAAGACCGAGGUGGCGGUCCAUGGGAGCUUCCAUGGCAACAAGGAAGAUAUCGACGACGGCAAGGUGAGAGUCAAGGACCUCAGCCGUCUCUGGCUGUACAGGAAUGGUCAAAGUCCACCUGAAGUCCCUAGGGGAUUAACAAGGGAUGAAGAUGGGAUUGUGAGGGGGGCUACCAUGUGA
This is a messenger RNA of Anthostomella pinea, 1614 nucleotides long. The record is from the annotation of a GenBank genome assembly. NCBI's taxonomy places the organism in Eukaryota, Fungi, Ascomycota, Sordariomycetes, Xylariales, Xylariaceae.